Messenger RNA from Passer montanus (Eurasian tree sparrow), 3099 nucleotides. RefSeq names its product GRIP and coiled-coil domain containing 1 (gene GCC1). The record is from RefSeq and is a predicted model, not a curated record. Bases 125 to 2224 code for a protein of 699 amino acids. Gene Ontology annotation, cellular component: Golgi apparatus. Lineage: Eukaryota; Metazoa; Chordata; Aves; Passeriformes; Passeridae. The transcript is spliced from 3 exons.
GGCGGCGCAGCGGAACCGGCCGGAGCUGAGGGGGCUCCGGGGCCCGGGGCGGCCCCGGGCGGUGCUGCUGCCCGUGCCAAGGGUGCCCUUUGCCCCUGCCCUGCUGCCCCCAGGCCGCCCCGCCAUGGAGAAGUUCGGGAUGAGCUUCGGGGGCGGCCCCAGCCGGAAGGAGCUGCUGGAGACCGUGGAGACGCAGAAGCAGCAGCUGCUGCGCUUCCAGGCGCGCCUCAAGGACGUGGUGAGCGCCUACAAGAGCCUGCUGAAGGAGAAGGAGGCGCUGGAGGCCAGCCUGAAGGCGCUCUCCGCGGCCCCCCACGGGGACCCGGCGCCGCCCGCCGCCGGGGACUGCCCGGACGAGCAGGGCUCGGAGCACAGCGAGGACAGCGCGGGCACGGCCGAAACCGCGGCCAGCCUGGGCAGCGCCAGGGGGGACGAGGAGGACAGGGGGCACUCCCAGCGGGCCGAGGAGGCGGGCGGCGCCGAGGGCGCGGAGCUGUGCGCCGCCGGCGAGCCCGAGCGGCGGCUGCAGCAGCUGCGGGCGCAGCUGGGCACGCUGACGGGCGCGCUGGCCACGGUGACGCGGGAGAAGUCGCGCAUGGAGGCCUCGUACCAGGCGGAGCGGCGGCAGAUGCGGCAGGAGCUGGAGGAGCUGCAGGAGCAGCUGGCGCGGGGCCGCGCCCGCCUGGCCGCGCAGCAGCGCGAGCGCGAGCGCGAGCAGGGCGACCACGGGCUGAUGCUGCGCGAGCUGCAGGAGCUGCUCCCGGGCCACGAGCAGCACUGCCGGCAGCUGAGCCAGGAGCUGGAGGAGCUGCGCCGCGAGCUGCAGGGCGCGCGCGACGAGGGCGGCAGGGCCGACCCGCGCGUCCAGGAGCUGCAGGAGGAGAUGGCCGGCCUCAAGAACCACUUCCAGCUGCAGCUGGUGCAGGAGAUGAAGAAGACAGCCCAGGCCGAGGAGCAGCUGCGGCAGCGCUCGCAGCGGGAGGAGCAGCGCGUGGCCGAGCUGGAGGCCCAGGUGUCCCAGGUGUCCGAGCUGCUGGGCACCUACGAGAAGGCCAAGCAGAGGGACCAGGGCACCAUCCAGAGGCUCAAGGAGCGCAUCGCGCAGCUGGACCUGGAGAACAAGACCUUGGCCAUCGCCGCCUCCAGCCGCUCGCUGGGCGAGGCGGCCGUGGAGGAGGCCACCCUGGACGUGAGCGCGCUCAAGGAGAAGAUGGAGAAGCUGCGGAAGCUGCUGCAGGCGGCGACCGAGAAGGGCCCGGCGGGGCCGGAGGCGGAGGAGCCGCAGGAGGAGCCGGAGCCGUCCCCGGGCGGCGGGGACGGGAACGGGGACAAGGCCCCGGGCGGGCACUGCCAGCAGGAGCUGAGGCAGCUCAAGGAGGAGUUCGAGCGCUACAAGGUGCGGGCGCAGCAGGUGCUCAAGAGCAAGGCCAGCAAGGACGUGGGCCUGGCCAAGGAGCUGGAGGAGGCGCGGGAGCAGCUGGCGGAGCUCCAGGACAAGCACGUGCUGCUGCAGCUGGCCGCGGACGAGGCGGAGCAGCAGCACCGGCGGGAGCUGGAGGCCGGCAAGCAGGAGCUGUCCCAGCUGCAGCAGCGGCACCGGCAGGAGCUGGAGCGCUGCCAGCUGCAGUUCCGGGAGCGGGCGCUGCGGCUGGAGGAGGAGCUGCACAAGCAGCGGGACCGCGCGCUGGCCGUGCUGGCCGAGAAGGACCGGGAGCUGGAGCAGCUCCGCGCCCUGGCGCUGCCCCACGGCCCCCAGGGCUGCCGGGACGGCGGCCCCGGCGACGCCGCGGGCCAGGACUGCGCGGAGAUCCUGCCGCAGGCGCUGCAGCCGGGCACGGGCUCCGAGCCCACCUUCCUCCUGUACGCGGAGCAGCUGGCGCGCAAGGAGGUGGAGAUCGCGGCGCUGCGCAAGCACAAGCACCGGCUGGAGGUGCAGCUGCACCAGCUCCAGGGCUGGGCCCUGGCCGAGGAGGACAAGCACCGGGAGGAGGUGGCGGCGCUGCGGGGCGAGAUCCAGAAGAGCUGCCGGGAUAAGAGCAGGGAGGGAGCCAACCUGGAGUACCUGAAGAACGUGGUGUACCGGUUCCUGACGCUGCCCGACGCGCGGGGCCGGCAGCAGACGCUCACGGCCAUCCUGGCCAUCCUGCACUUCAGCCCCGAGGAGAAGCUGAGCAUCGCCAAGAGCUCGGCCCACGGCUCCUGGUGGCUGCAUGGGAAGAGAUGAGGGGUGGGUUUCAUCCCUUUCCCGUAAGAGCUCCUUCCCGAGGACUGACCAAAACCUCAUCCCAGCCACACCCACAUCUCUGAGGGUUUGGGCUCCACUUGGUGUUCUUAGCACUAAUUUGCAGUGAGGUUGUGCCAACUUUUCCAGCCCCAAAGCCUCCGUGGUGGGAAUUUGCUUCAAGUUGAGACUUGAUUUGAAAACCAUGGAAUUGAAGGUGCUGAGGUUUUUUAAGGGUGAUUUAAAAGCAGUCCCUACCUGUCAGGCGUGGCAUCGAGUGGAAUUCACUUGGAUCUUCAAGCUCCAGCCAGGCUGGUGACUCAGGAGAUGAAAGGGAAGGUGGGAAGCACUUUAGGUGGAGCUAAAAUAGCACCAGGCCAUGGAAAGCUCAGGAAGAUGGGGCUCAGUGCAGGAAGUCUUGGGCAUUUCCCCCUAAGGUUCUUUUCCAGAGCCUAAUUUAACCAGUGGAUGCAGCUCCAGGCUCAUCCAGGGCUCAGGCUCUCCUUCCUUCCCAGGGAUCCUCUCUGGGUUAUCAGGGAUUCUAGGAAGGAGAAAGGAUCUCCCUGUGGAUGAUUCCCAUCCUGAGGGUGUUGUUUUCCUGCCCCACCCUUGGAAUUAAAUCCCGGCUGCUAAAGCUAGGCCCACAGACAGGGAUGGGUCUGGAUUAACACCCCGGGGGUCCUGGAGCCCAGUCAGGAGCAGGUUUGGGAGCAGCUCCUGGUGCUGCACUGCCCAGGGAGCCUUGGGAGGGAUCAGCCACUCCUGGCACUGCCAGGGACAAGGACAGGGACAUGGAACUUCCCUCCUUUCCUCCUUGGCUGUCCUGGUCCUGGAUUCCACUCUGGCCAGUGCAGCCCUUGGUGCCAAUUUCUCCUCAA